CUGAAAGUUGGAGCAGGAAGUGAGCCCCGGCGGCGCCCGCGGGAGACCGACUGCGCGAAGUCUGCGGCUGGCAGGCCUGAGCUGCUGAAACAUGGAGGAGGCCAGUGGAGGUGAAGGAAAUGAUCGAGUGCGGAACCUGCAGAGUGAGGUGGAGGGAGUCAAGAAUAUUAUGACCCAGAAUGUGGAGCGGAUCCUGGCCCGAGGAGAAAACUUGGACCAUCUUCGCAACAAGACAGAGGAUCUGGAAGCCACAUCCGAGCACUUCAAGACGACAUCUCAGAAGGUGGCUCGGAAGUUCUGGUGGAAGAACGUGAAGAUGAUUGUCCUCAUCUGUGUGAUUGUUUUCAUCAUCAUCCUCCUGAUCGUGCUCUUUGCCUCUGGUGUCAUCCCCUCUUAGGGAGCCCCUCUCCCCCCGUCCUCUUCGAGACAUCCCUCCAUGGUGGGCGUCCAGAGGCGCCCUCUCUCCCAUCCUUCGCCACAGGGAAUGCUGCUCCGCCCUCUGGCCCCUCACUCUGAGGCCCCUCUGCCACACUGUCGGCCCGGGAAGUACCUUGGUUCCCUAGAAGGAGAGAGCGGAACUGUGGCUGCAUUUCACAGGUCCUCAGAGUUGGUUGGAGAGUCCUGGAGAGCCCAGCAUGUGGCUGGGACACUGAUGGUGGCUGGUAGGCAAUAAAGACCCCUUCGGUAUCCCUA
This is a messenger RNA of Miniopterus natalensis, 693 nucleotides long. RefSeq names its product vesicle associated membrane protein 8 (gene VAMP8). Gene Ontology annotation, biological process: vesicle-mediated transport. Gene Ontology annotation, cellular component: membrane. The record is from RefSeq and is a predicted model, not a curated record. Lineage: Eukaryota; Metazoa; Chordata; Mammalia; Chiroptera; Miniopteridae.